This is a messenger RNA of Entamoeba dispar SAW760, 411 nucleotides long. RefSeq names its product U4/U6.U5 tri-snRNP-associated protein, putative. The transcript has a single exon. Gene Ontology annotation, cellular component: precatalytic spliceosome. The record is from RefSeq and is a predicted model, not a curated record. Gene Ontology annotation, biological process: RNA splicing. The coding region runs from base 1 to 411 and encodes 136 amino acids. NCBI's taxonomy places the organism in Eukaryota, Evosea, Mastigamoebida, Endamoebidae.
AUGGAGAGAAGAGGGAGGGAUAGAUAUGAAUACUCAUAUAGCACUAGCGAAGAAAAUGAUAGAACAAGGUCAAGAAGUAGGUCACACCAUAGAAGGAAUGAGAGGUUAUCAGGUAAUAGACGAGAUCAAGAACGUUUUGAAUUACAAAAUAGAGAAAUUUGUUCUGAUAAGUUAAAUCAGUAUAACUUUGAUAAUGAAAAGAAAGAUGUGAUUAUCUCAAUUAAUGAUGAUGAAGAUGAGAUAUUAAAGAAAAUGGGGUUGGCAAAUGGAUUUUGUUCUACAAAAGGAAAACAUGUAAAAGGAAAUAUUGAAGGGUAUUCAAAAAUUAAAGCAACAAGUAAGAUAUUCAAUUUACUUAUUAAUAAAAGAGGAGUUCAUCAGAAGCCUGUUGAUGUUAAAUUAAAAAAGUAA